Messenger RNA from Zeugodacus cucurbitae (melon fly), 4394 nucleotides. RefSeq lists its product as uncharacterized. The record is from RefSeq and is a predicted model, not a curated record. Gene Ontology annotation, biological process: proteolysis. The transcript is spliced from 4 exons. Gene Ontology annotation, molecular function: serine-type endopeptidase activity. NCBI's taxonomy places the organism in Eukaryota, Metazoa, Arthropoda, Insecta, Diptera, Tephritidae. The coding region runs from base 2410 to 4299 and encodes 629 amino acids.
AUGACAAUGGUGAUGUUGAAGCCGAGAGGGGCAGUCGGGUAGCUGCGCUUGUUCGGCUGUGAAUGUAAUAUGACGCACGCUCUCUCUGUUCGCCGUCUGUUGGUGUUGGUUAUUGUCCUUUAGUGACUGUUUACGACAAAUACGACAAAACACACGCUGAGGAGUAGGAAAUUAAAAAUGGCCGAAAUGAAGUUACAAUUUUUUAUGAUUUUCUACUCGCGAAAAAAGUCAACACUACAAUAGCACACAUGCCGGUUGACGAAAGUGUAAGCAAGCCAAGCAGCAAAAACAGUAAUAAAAUAAACAUGAAAAACACACAAUAAAACGUAUUAAAACAAGUAAGGUAGACUUGAGUUCGGGUGCAGCCGCAAUUUGGAAGUAAUCAAAGGGAGAAAACUUUAGAAGACUUUAUAACUGCUUGAUCUCCCUUAACCUUGCUAGAUCUCAAGCUUGAUGUCCCCUAAACCUUAGACUGAACUCCAGUUUGACCUCACAUGAUCUCUAAUUUGAAUUCACUUGGUCGUUGGCUUGACCUCCCUUGACCUUCAGUUAGUACUCGUCUGACCUCUAGCUUGACUUCGCACAAUUUUUAGUAUGAGCUUCCGUGACCAUCAGUUCUCCGUUCUCUUGAGACCUUGUUUGACUUCGCUUAGGGGCGAAUGAAUAGUAUACAGACAUCCGAAAUUGAAUUCGACUCGUCGUCCUGAUCCUUUUGAUAACCAUAUCUAUAUCUAUAAGUUUUCGUUGUUACAAAUAACCGUGAGCUAAACAACUCAGGGUUUACACUCAGGGCAAUAUGUUCCGAGAGCAUAAAUUGCCAAAUAAAAUAAAGAAAUAAAUUGCGAAAAUAAAUAGAAGAAACUAAUUUGGCUUUGAAGGACAGUGCUGCAUGUUGACCAUGUCUGAAAGAGUGUGUGUGAGAGAGAAAAGCCAAUGUUUGGUACUUAGUGCCGGGGCAGGCUUUAUGAGAAAAAAGCUGUGGACAAUAUCCAAUUAAGAAACAUAACAAAGAGAGUGGGCAUUCAUUUAAGUUACCAUUUUAAUUUGCACAGCUAAAUAUGUUCUAUGUGAAUGUAGUAAACUAAAGCAAAUAACGGUAUAUUCUUUAAUUGUUUAAACUUCAUAAUUCGUCUGAAAUUAAAGAAAAUGAAAUUUUAAGUCUGCACUAAAGAAUAUCUAUUACAAUUUUUCGUUUCCGAUCGGUCAGCCUGGAGACUUUACCUCAGUACUUGCAAGGUGUUUGCAUCACUUUCACCUCCAAAGGUUAUGUCACCGACCUUCAAAGUAAUUCUGAGAUUUAAAAACCUCUGUCAAAACCAUUCACUCGUACAAUACUGUCUAAAUUCUUGGAACCUUUAAAUUGUAAAUCUUCAAUUACUUCUUCGCUGUUUCUAAGACAGCUUGCACUUUCUUUGCCAAGAGCCAGAAGAUAAACACACAACCAAACGCGUGUUAGUCAGCUGAAUAAUUCUCUUUGGAUUAAUCGUACAUUGACUCUUCACCAACACUACAAGCCCACAACAAUAAAGACGCGCAAUGUGUGAAACAGGUUGUGAUCUCAGCGGCCGCUUAGCCUUCGGCCAAAUACGAACGAAUAAAUAUGCAAUUAUCGGUGGCACAGCUUCCGUGCCGCGGCAACGCGUAUGACCCGCUUUUACUUUUAUUUUUCGUCUACGUUCGAAAGCAGUCGCCGAAGGUGGGCGUUCUCUUAAAAGUCAUCAACUUGCCGGUGCGAAGAAUGAAAGAGAAAGCAAGUGGGUGUGCAAAAGAUACAAAGAAGCUACGUAGUGAAUGCGCGCAAACGGGAGAAAUUCACAUAAGUGCCGGGAGGCAUUAAUAACAGCUGAUCGUGAGGCUGAGCUUAGUGUUGCCACAUAACGGGUUUUGUAUUUUCAAAAUCGUUUAUCUGGCUGUUUUUUUAUUCCGAAGCUCAUUCCGAAGUCUACUUAGGCAACGCAACUACAAAUAACUUCUUAAAUCCUCCCAAAAUAUCUGCUCCUGUAUGAUUUUGUAAUAAUUUUAACGGUAUUUGAACGAGUGGAAUGAUACAAUUGACUUUUUUCUGCAGAAAAUAGAACCGGGAUGUUAAAGAAACAGCGAAAGUUAUAUAAAUUUUUAUCUUCCGGUGCACUACUUGAAAAUUCCAGCAAUUUGGGUAUUUUUUUCUCAGAUCUGGCAACUCUUUUUGUACACAACUGCUAAUGAGCACAAUGACUGGCGGGUUGUGUUAGAAAUUUAGAGAAAUUAUGAAAAAAGAGCGCAUUUGAUUCGUAUUGAUAACCAUUUAAAGCUCAUACGCAUGCGCAGUAGCUGAAGAGCAAUCGUACUUGUUAGAUCGUUUCCUUUAGUGUGUUGAAAUUGAAAUACCAUUCUUUGAAAUUAGUUGAAAGUUUUGUUUUAAAUUCCAAAAUGUUGUUUAAAUUUCGUUUGAGUUUCGGCAUAAUAAAUUUUGUGAAUAUAAUCGUUGUGGCGAUCGGUUUAUUUGAACAGUGCAACCAUACUGUGGACUUAAAGGCCGGCCAUAAAAUAUACAUAAACUCACCUUUCUAUCCAAAUCCAUAUCCGGCGGGCACUUCCUGUCGUUAUACGCUAAGAGCGCCAAUGGAUUAUCAGUUGAACUUCAAGUGCGAUAUCGACAUAAAUGUGACAUACGCCGCGUCCGCCGCCCAGUUGAGUGAGCGCUGUUAUGAUGAGAUUUUCUACUUCAACCGUGAAGGAAGCGAACUUUUAUCCGGUUCGGAGUAUUUUUGUGGCCGCGGCAGCAUGGCGAGGAGAAGCUUUCUCAACCGUGCUGUGAUUUCAUAUAUUUCCACGCGUUCUCCGCGCGGGCAAGGUGGUUACGAUGUGAAAGGUGUCACAAAUGUGGGAGUACAGAGCGCUGCUAAGCCAGCAACAGCAACAACAGGAGUUGGUGUUUUAAAUAGCACAACAACAACUUUGAAUUUGAUCAAUUCAUCGAAUGUACAAAAAAAUCACAGCAAAAAGAAGCAGAAAAACAAAAACAAAAAACCAAAUGGCACUAAUGUCAUUGGGAAUCAUCAUUUAACCACAACUCCACGCCCAUCAGCGUCGACUGAGAUUAACAACGCAUUCGCCUAUUUGGCGACCCUGCUCUCCAACAGCAUAGAGACGAGCGUUUUCAUAGCGCCAACCACCCAAAAGACGCAUAAAAAUAAGAAACGCAAGAAUCAACGCCGCAAGGGAACCAAGCCAACGCAGCGAGUGCCAACAACAGCAGCCGACACAGACACAGAUCUUUUGUCCUUCUCUCCGCAUCCACUGCACACACUCAACGGUCGGAACGGCUCUAAUCCCUUGCUGGACGCCACUUCAACGGAGAAAAUAUCAGAAGACUUCUUGAAUGAGUAUCAGUUGGCGACACCGGCAUCCGAGUCUUUGUCUCAACCUGAUUACCGCAUUCUAUCAAACCAGCCAAAUUAUAAUGGUUAUCCGGGUGGUGUGGGGAAGGGUCGUUUUUCAUGCCUUGUCGAGGCGGUUGAGUCACAAUGCGACUGCGGUUGGAGCACACAUUCGCUGAAGGUCGUCGGCGCAUCGGGUGUGGCGGGCCUCAACGAGUACUCCUCCAUGGCCGGUGUAUUAACGGUGAAUUAUGGCAAGAUCUUUUGUGGUGCGGUCAUAAUUCAUCAUCGGUUUUUGUUGUCCGCUGCCCAUUGCUUCUUAUCUGCUGCGACAAAUCGAUCGGAGCUGAUACAGGUGGUUGUCGGCGAACACGAUCUCUCAACUGUGCUCGAAUCGGUCUACACUCGUUACUACAAAAUCGACACGAUCCUACGGCAUGAACACUUCCGCGCCACAGCCAAUCAGGUGCGCAAUGAUAUUGCACUGCUGCGCACCAGCCAAACGAUCGAGUGGAACCGCGGUGUCGCGCCUGCGUGUCUGCCCUUUCGCUCCAUCACCGGCACAGAUGGUGGUCGGAAGCCACCGAUAGCGGGGCAACGUGUGGAGACUGCAGGUUGGGGCAGCAUUUCAUUUGGCGGUCCGCAAUCCUCGCUGCUGCUCACAGCACGUCUGGAUGUCAUUAGUGCCGAGGAUUGUCGCAGAUCAUUGGGGGCUCUUCCGCCGGCCACUUUCUGCACCUACACACCGGGAAGGGAUACUUGUCAGUAUGACUCAGGUGGUGGACUGUAUCUGCGGGAAGGUGGACGCCUCUUUGUGGUGGGCAUUGUGAGUUAUGGUUACGGUUGCGCAGCGCGACAGCCAUCGGUGAACACAAAAGUGGCCUCUUAUAUACGUUGGAUCAAGGAUAAUACCGCGCCGUUGACAUAUUGCAUCAAAUAGGUGGCAAUCUCGGAAACUAUAGGUUCAUAUAUUAUAUUUAUUAAUCGAAAUGAUCUAUUAUGCCAUGAUUAAUUGAAAAUAAAGUUAUUUAUAUA